Messenger RNA from Pollicipes pollicipes, 1540 nucleotides. RefSeq names its product ribosome production factor 2 homolog. Gene Ontology annotation, biological process: ribosomal large subunit assembly; maturation of LSU-rRNA from tricistronic rRNA transcript (SSU-rRNA, 5.8S rRNA, LSU-rRNA). The transcript has 2 exons. Lineage: Eukaryota; Metazoa; Arthropoda; Thecostraca; Pollicipedomorpha; Pollicipedidae. The record is from RefSeq and is a predicted model, not a curated record. Gene Ontology annotation, cellular component: nucleolus. The coding region runs from base 114 to 1052 and encodes 312 amino acids. Gene Ontology annotation, molecular function: rRNA binding.
GCGGCACGUGCUUUUGGCUCAAGCGGGCAGGAUACGAGCGAGUGGUGUGGCCGGUGGUAGCCGGGCGUAUGUAACAAGGUAGUGUUGCAGACACAUUGCAGCUGCCAGGAACCAUGGGUAUUGCGGGCAGAAUCCAGAAAACGAAGACUCGUAAGGGUAAGCGACAUAUAGAAGAUAGAGCACCAAAGCUCAUUGAAAAUGAAAAGAAGGUUCUCAUCUUGAAGGGCCACAAAACGAACAAUGUUCUGCAAGAAUGCCUAAAGGACAUCAACUCCUUAAAGCGGCCGCACGCGAUCUUCUUCAACCGGAAAAGAGAUCUGGUGCCGUUCGAAAACAUCACGCCCGUCGAGCAGCUCUCUGCGAAACUGGAUGCCGGCCUCUUCGUCAUCGGCUCCCACAGCAAGAAGCGGCCGCAGAACCUCAUCCUGGGUCGCAUGUUCGACCACCACCUGCUCGACAUGGUCGAGCUGGGCGUGCAAAGCGCCAAGUCGCUGCACGACUUCAAGAACGCCAAAGUGGCUGCCGGGACCAAGCCGUGCCUCCUGUUCGCCGGCGAGCGCUUCUCCAGCGACGACACGUACGUGCGGCUCAAGAGCCUGCUGAUCGACCUGUUUCGCGGCGAGCACGCGACGGCCGUGCGGCUCGGCGGCUUCGAGCACGCCCUGGCCUUCACGGCCACCGAGGCCGGCCUGCAUAUGCGCAGCUACCGCGUGGUGACGCAGCGCUCGGGCGGCCGCGUGCCCCGCGUGGAGCUCGAGGAGAUCGGGCCGUCGCUGGACCUGGUGGUGCGCCGCAGCCGACUCGCCUCCGACGACCUCUUCCGGCGCGCGCUCAAGCAGCCCAAGCAGCUGAAGGCGAAGAAGGUGAAGAACGUGUCGGACGGCAAGCUGGGUGCGCAGAUGGGACGCAUCCACAUGGAGCGGCAGGACCUGCGCAAGCUGACCACCAGGAAGCUGAAGGGACUGAAGCCCGGCAAGAAUGCGGCGGUGGAGGGAGGCGCCGGCGACGUGCAGAACCCGAUGGACGUGCAGGACGGCGAGGUGACCACCUGACGUCGCCAGCUCGGUGCUGAGCGAUACUGGACUUGUAGACGUGGAAUGCGUAUGCACCGUUUUUGUAUCGGAGCGGUGCCCUCGGUGUGAACUCAGUCGGGGCACGUGACGCGGGCGGAGUUCGACAGGUGGUGCGGACGUUUUGCUGCCGGCACUGGUAAUUCGUCGCUUCGUGGCUUGCGGCACGCCGUUUGGAAUGCCAUUGUUGGUAUCUUUAUGCAAAAUGCUGAGCAUUGUGUAAUUUCGUCAGAGAAAUGGUGGAAGGUUUGGGGUUUGGUUUUCAAUCGUCCUGUUAGCUGCGGUGCUCUCUCUCCAUGUGCCCAUGUCCAAACAUCAUACGCAUUUUUUUAUUUAAUCAACUGGCCGUAGCAAGCGUCCUGGUACGCGCGUCAUGUGCUCACGAAUAACGGCUGUGCUCUCAGAAUGACGCACCUUCACCAAGCCGCCUAAAACAGCUAAGUAUUUUGAAAUAUACAUGUCUGAAAUGU